ACACGACUCGCUCAAUGUAACCACCGCUAUGGCGACUCUCGCAGCAAACGACCAGGAAAAUGCCGUCCGCCAUUUGCAUGCCGCCGGCGGCUCGAAGUCGCUAAACGCGGGCAUCAAGGGAUUCAACGCCAAAACACCAGGAAACAAAGCCCCCAAGACGCCCUUCAAGAUCCCGCUCAACGACGAAAAUGCCGUGACCAAAGGCGCGAAAUCGCUUUUGCAGACUCAAGGCAAGGGUGCCGAAUUAUUUACAGGCGGCAAGGGUGGCAAGGUUGACCAGAAUGCCUUUGUUACUCCAGCCGGACCCCGUAUGCGUGCGCCCUUGGGCAUGAAAACGACCAAUGCCAAAUCUAAAGCCUUUGCGACGCCAGCGCCACUUUCCUCUGCAAAGACGCAGAAGCUCAGCCCGCGUCUACGCCGUCCAAAAGUCAAGGUCCACCAGCCUGAAGUCGCCCACGAGUCUGAAGAUGAUGUGCCCGAAGUUGAGUACAUGCCUCCCAAGGAGAUUCCGCUCGAGGAUGACAUGGACGAGUACCUCCCCAGGAACUGGACUAUUCCCAGGAUCAGCGAGCAGGAUAUGGUGCGCGGCAUCUGGCAGGCCUACCACAACCCAAUUGAGGACGACGGACGCACGCGCGAGCAGCGCAAGUUUGAGGAGGAACUCCAAAAAGGUCGCAAGCAGCGCGACGAGCAUUUUGAGAAGAUCUUUGCAUCUCAAAUGGCCAAGGACGACGCUGAGAUGAGGGAAUACUAUGGCAUCAAAGAACCGAAGAAAGAGGCAGCGCCCAGAGCAGUAACGUCCGUUUCUGCGCUUAGAAAGGCUCCAACUGGACCAUCGACUAUACGCGCCCGAUCUGCAGCAGCCGCUCUUCUCCCAACCUCAAAGCCCAGCUACGCUGCUCCUACUGUAGCCGCCAAAUCGCGCGUACCUACUGGACCAGUUUUUGGCAGGAAAGGAGCAAAGACGCCUACAGAAAUGACAGCCUCUCGCCAGGUCUCAACUUCAGUAGUAUCCAAGAACACAAUUGGCUAUGCUCAGGGCCGUGCUGGACGUGCUGCUCCAGCAGCAGCGCGCAAACCCCUCUCCAAUGUCACCAAGCCCGCGCCUUUCUCUGCCAUGGCGCGCCCCGUCUCGACCAGCCAUGUGCGCAGCGCGAGCACCAGCGCUUCUACUGGCCGCUCUCGAGGCCCCAUUUCCCGCUGCAGCUCCACCUCUACCAACGCCACGUUGGUUUCGUCCGCCGAGGACGAGCAGCCGCAUCGUACCGCCGAAGACUUUGAGCGUGAAAUGGAGUUGCUGCUGCUUGCCCACUCCGACGAUGAAGAUGAUGACGCGUGGACCAGAAACUUUAGCAACCAGUUGCAUGGAAAUGUCGCGCUCGCUGACGAGCAAGAUGACGAUGCCGCUGCGUUCCAGUUGCAGCUCCCAGAAGGCUUCUAGCAUAUUUGAAAAGUGUAGAGACGAGCUGAAACUGAGCUUUCCAACAAGAAGAAGGGGGAAAAAAAGAAGCAGUAGAAGAACAUUCAGUCAUGUGUAAAUUACUAAACUAUGACAUGUGUUUUUUUUUUCUGUUCUUGUUUUCUGGGGGCUGCUGGAGUAUGUGUGGAUAUUGGAUACCUCUUUCUUUGUCUUUCUUUCUUUCUUUUUAGCCUUUCUUUCUUCAGUUGUAAUGGGUUAACUUUGAGUAUGAGUGGUAUGAAUUCAUGCCAUACGUGUACAUCUCCCUCUU
Messenger RNA from Bipolaris maydis ATCC 48331, 1730 nucleotides. RefSeq lists its product as uncharacterized. Lineage: Eukaryota; Fungi; Ascomycota; Dothideomycetes; Pleosporales; Pleosporaceae. The record is from RefSeq and is a predicted model, not a curated record.